UGCGUGCCCAUCCGGGAAAGCCUCAUCUUUGACUGGAGGCACGACAUCUUGGAAGUGGAAACAAGCAUUCAAGAGGCCAGGGUGCAGCUCACCUGCCCAGGCCCCGUGGAAGAAUGUCGUGUUUUCCAGGUCUCCCAUGGAAGUCAACACGGUCCCUGCUCUGCAAUGUUACCUUUUGUCUGUCGCUACAGAAAAGGUACGUCAAUCAUCGGGGGACCCAUGACGGUGGUGGAAAAUGUGGACAAAAUGGCUUCCAGCCUCCAUCAGCUCCUGAGCCCCGAAAGGGCGAAAGUCACAUUUCACAGUAAGAAUAUUGGGAUCGAGGUGCGACGGGCAGAGCUGGGCCCAGAGAGAGCUGGCGGGGGGGCCUCCCUGAUGCCAACCCACCGCUGGGACCAGCUGGAUGCGAUUGAGAUCCCAGCAGAGGAAGUGGAGCGCCUGAGAGUGAAAGGCCUGCGUCAAAUCACCCUCACCCAUACCUGGUACAGCUAUGGAGCCCUCCAGCACCUUCUGGCCAGCAGCAGUGCUGUGUUCAAAGACGCCGCUGUGUCCGACGGAGGACGGAGGCAUUUGAGCACCCAAGUGGCCUCUUCCAUCAUCUCCUCCAGCUUGGUCAGCAACUAUGAGGAAAUCAGUACGUCGGUGCGGUACCGUCUCCGGCACCGGGUUCAGGCUUUAGCAGACCAGCUUGUAGAAGCAGUGUGUGCUUUCUGGGACUUCAGCAGAAGUCCUGAAGGUGUUGGAGGCUGGUCCACCAGAGGUUGCUCGGUGUCUUCUUCUCAGGAGGAUCUAACCAUCUGCACCUGUAACCACACCACCAACUUCGCAGUCCUGCUGCAGGUCUAUGAAGUUCAGAGGAGCCUAGAGGAAGAGUCCACGCUGAAGACCCUGACGUUUGUGGGCUGUGGCGUGUCCUUCUGUGCCUUGAUCGUCACCUUGGUGCUCUUCUUAGCUGUUGGGGUCCCCAAAAGUGAACGAACCACAGUGCAUAAAAACUUGAUCUUUGCCUUGGCUGCCGCAGAAGCCUUGUUAAUGUUCAGUGAAUUGGCCAAGAUCAACCAGGGUGUUUGCUUCGCUGUCACAGCCUUUCUCCACCUCUUCUUCAUGGCGGCCUUCGCUUGGAUGUUGGUGGAAGGUCUUCUGCUCUGGAGCAAAGUAGUGGCCGUCAACAUGAGCGAGGAUCGGAGGAUGCGGUUCUACUAUGUGACCGGUUGGGGGCUUCCUGUGCUGAUCGUUGGUGUCACUUUGGCUACGUCGUUCAACAAAUACGUGGCGGACAAUCACUGUUGGCUGAAUGUGCAGACGGAGGUCAUCUGGGCUUUUGUGGGGCCCGUCCUCUUUGUCCUAACAGUGAACACCUUUGUGCUGUUCCGAGUGGUGAUGGUGACAGUCUCCAGCGCACGGCGUCGGUCACGGAUGCUGACCCCCAACAGCAGCUUGGAGAAGCAGAUUGGGAUUCAAAUCUGGGCCACCGCCAAACCCAUCUUGGUGCUGCUCCCUGUCCUGGGCCUGACCUGGGUAUGCGGCAUCCUUGUUCACCUCAGCGUUACCUGGGCCUACAUCUUCAUCAUGCUAAACUCCCUCCAGGGCCUCUACAUAUUCCUGGUCUAUGCGCUCUAUAACAGCGAGGUGCGGAAUGCCAUCCAGAGAAUGAGGGAGAAGAAGAAAGCCCUGUCAUUCACGAACUGCUCCCACCCUGUCAAUUACCUGUCGAGCCCCAGGAACACCUCCUGGGAGAUGGCCAGGUUCAACCCAACCACCCCGGAGAAUACAACCUGUUCCAGCGAGAAGGACACGGCGUCCAAGAGCAAAGGGAACUUCAGUGCCAAAAUGCCACGGAGCGUUUCGUCAAUUAUGUCACCUGAGAAACCGGCUGUACAACUGACUGCCUUCAAAUCAUCAGGUAAGGCCUCCCGCUGUUAA
Messenger RNA from Pseudonaja textilis, 1923 nucleotides. NCBI's taxonomy places the organism in Eukaryota, Metazoa, Chordata, Lepidosauria, Squamata, Elapidae. The record is from RefSeq and is a predicted model, not a curated record.